Molecule: messenger RNA, 717 nt
Organism: Toxotes jaculatrix (banded archerfish)
Lineage: Eukaryota; Metazoa; Chordata; Actinopteri; Toxotidae
Gene: mlana
Product: melan-A
Exons: 5
Coding region: 133-495 (120 amino acids)
Cellular component (GO): melanosome
Source: RefSeq, a predicted model, not a curated record
CGGCACACUGAGGCAAGGUAUUUGAGGAGUGAAAUAACACGGAGCUCCGAGGAAGCAGUCUCCCUUUUCUUCUUGAGAAGCUAUCCCAACCAGAGGAACUGUUCUCUGCAAUCCAAUUAUCCAAUUUGCUUGAUGCGGUGUAAUCGUACAGACGGAAUGCCUCGUGGAGAUUUCAACAUUUACUUUGCCAGCAGCAGACGAGGAUAUGUCAGAGCUGAGGAGGCAGUGGGCAUAGCUCUACUGGUGGUCAUCCUGGCAGCUCUGCUCAUCCUGGGCUGCUGGUACUUCAAGAAGAGGAGUGGCUACAAAAUAAUCAGGAGCCCUAGAUCAGGGUCACCAGGUUUCACAGGGGGCCAGUACUCAGAGGCAGGACCUUCAGCAGAUAACAAGAUGGCUCUCACUGACUUCGGCAGCUUCCGACCUGUGGUUCCUAAUGCUCCUCCAGCCUAUGAAAAGAUUUCCUCAGGGCCACUGCCUCCUCCCUAUUCCCCCUGAAGGACUUCUGUAGAUGAUGUACAAAUAUCAGAAGAAGAAAGGAAAAAAUAAUGGAGAACAAAGUCUAAACUUCAUCUGUUGUCUGAUGAUAUAAAAUCUGAUGUUACUGUCAAAAUGGUUCCAAAUGCUUCAUAGCUAUAUAUGCCAAUAGGUCAAACUACUAUAUCUCUCACUUUGUAAAAUUAUUCACAUGUAUGAGCACAAUGUAUAUACUGUAGCUUC